AUGGCAGCAAUCUCCAAUAUCUUCAAUGCCCCAAAUGUCGUUCUUCGGGCGAAACAACGGUAUUGCCAAGCUCUCAAGGCCACUCAUUUGGCACUACGUGAUCCUGGUCAAGUUGUGGCUGAUUCAACUCUCAUGGCAAUUCUCUUGCUAGGACUAUUCGAGAUAAUCAGCUUCGAAAAUUGGAAGGACUACCAUACAUGGAUGACGCAUAUUGAAGGAGCCAUGGCUCUGCUGCGGAUUCGUGGCCAAGAGCAAUUCUCGCGAGAACUGGGUAUACAGCUCUAUGUCCAGUUUCGGAAUUACAUUCUCCAGGCUUGCAUACAACGAGGCGCGCAAGUGCCUCCUGCCUUGGUUGAGGUGACGACCGCCUUCGAAAUCAGCAGGCUCGGGAAGCGCUACAACAGCAUUCGACCAGGAUCCUUAGCUCUUAUAGGGUUUCGAAUCGUCAACCUACGAGCAGACAUCAAAAGCCAUAACGUCACUGAUCCACAGGAGAUCUUCCGUAUUGUAGUCGACAUCAAUGACGACCUACAAGCUUGGGCAAGCUUGCAGACAAGCAGGGUCUACUAUGAGACAGAAGCCGUCGAUGACUGCACAGGCGCCUACUUCAAUGGUAAACGUCACAUAUACGCCAGCGUAUGGGGUGCGCAGGUCUGGAAUAACUGGCGAUCACUGUCAAUCCUCACCAACCAGAUCAUGUUGGACUAUGUCAAUCAGCAGAAGGUGUAUGCCGAGGAAGUCAGAGGAAUAAUGCGCGAAGAUUCCUUAUCAGCCAUACGCAAACUCUCAACUGAGAUCUGCAUCUCGACAGCUGAUCUCUCCGAUUCCCCACUCAUGGGUUACAUGAUCUCAUGGACACCAGCGGCACUUCUGUCGCUGGUCCUGAAGCUCUCUGCCAUUUUUAUCGGCACUCUACUCCUCAAGGUUGUAUGGAGGGCUUAUACCAUUCGAAGGAAGUUCAGACAAGUGAGAGCGCAGGGUAUUCCUAUGCUGCCUCACUCAUGGAUAACAGGUCAUCUGAACGUCAUGUUCGAGUUCCGGAAGGAAUACCCGGGAGACAUCAACAUCGGGAACUUCCAUCCAUGGAUCAUCAACAACUAUAGGAGAUACUUCCCCGACAUGGACCACUGCCCUCCUGUCAUAUACUUAGAUCUGUGGCCCGUUCUGAGGUCACCUAUCGUGGCUGCCUACAGAAACACCGUGGCAGCGCAGUUCACUCAGAUCAAGAACCUCGACAAGCAUCAGAUUUCUCUCGACUUCAUGAAUCCCCUGACCAAGGGCAAAGACAUCGCCACUCUCCAAGGCGAGGACUGGAAGAAGUGGCGCGGGUGGCUCAACCCCGGCUUCAGCUCGAGGAAUGUUUCGACCAUGGUGCCUGAACUCAUCGAGGAGAUUAAGGUCUUCGCUGAGAACCUACGCCAGAAGGCUGGUCAGAACGGGUCUUGGGGCCCCAUGUUUCAGUUCCGCAACAUGACCACAGCGCUCACCUUCGACAUCAUUGUUCGUGCCUCCUUGGACGAACGCUUGCAUGAGCAAACGAAUCCAACUGGCGGACCACUCAGGGUAGCUCUUGCAGAUCAACUGAGAUUGAUGGGCAUCCGGCAGGCGUUCAGCUUCGGCUACCUGUUCCCAUGGCAGAACAAGGCAGUCGAACGCAACAAUCGAAUCGUCCACAACCAACUAUACCCUAACAUUGUUCGUUCGGUAGAAUCGGGCCUCAAGCCUUCCAAGAAGAAGACCGUACUCAACCUAGCUCUGACGAAUCUCGCGGAGGAGGCUGGCGGUCGCCCAGUAGACCCAGCUACCGACCCUGACAUGAUGGAGACCAUCAUCAGCAACCUCAAGACUUUCCUCGUCGCCGGCCACGAGACGACCGCCAGCGCGCUGUGCUUCAUGUUCAAAGUUCUUCAGGACAACCCCGACUGCAUGGCUAAAGUCCGCGCCGAGCACGACGAGGUCUUGGGACCGGAUCCGGACCAGGCGGCUGAGAUCCUCAGUGGCUCCCCUCAACUGCUCGGCUCGCUGAGAUAUACUCAUGCAGUCAUUAAGGAGACGCUGCGCAUGUAUCAGAUGGCUUCAACUAUGAGAGGUGGAGAGGCCGGCUUCUACCUGAAUGACCCAGAGGCUGGGAGGCAGUAUCCUACGGAAGGCUUCCUUGUAUGGGAUGGUGGCCCGGGAAUGCAGCUUGACCCGUCUCUGUGGCCUCACGUUGACAAGUUCAUCCCGGACCGCUGGCUUGUGCCUGCCGAAGAUCCGUUGCAUCCUGUCAAGGACACAUGGCGAGCGUUUGCCAGAGGUCCCCGAGAUUGCAUUGGUCAAGAAGUCGCGCUGGUGGAGAUCAAGUUGGUGGCAGCUCUGAUCAUGCGCAAGUUCGAUGUGGAAGAGGCGUGGGAGGAUUGGGACAUCGCCAAAGGACUCAGUGGAAAGAAGGAUAUGGUCAGAGGCCAGCGUCUAAUCAACAAUUUCUUGGGCAUCAGGUACGCAGAGGCGCCGGUGGGAAACCUGCGAUGGAGACCACCCGUACCUAUCCGGUACGAAGCCGACUCGGACGCGGCGGUGCACAUCAAUGCGACGACGUACGGGCCGAAUUGCGUCAGUGGAAGAGUGCCCUGGAGCCCAUUUUGGGAGUUGGCCAACAGCAAGAAGAAAUCUCAUCGGAGGAAAAACAGCCACGAGGAGAACUUCGAAGAUGAAGACUGUCUGGUAUUGAAUAUUCAGACCCCUAUGAAGCCCAGGUCCAAGCGGCUUCCAGUCCUGGUCUACAUACACGGCGGAGGAUACGUGAGCGGCAGUGCCUACCCGGUAAACGGGAACAGCCUCGUGGCCCAGUCUGAUGGGUCGAUCAUCCACGUUCAGUUGCAGUACAGGCUCGGAGCCCUAGGAUUCCUCUCGGGCGACGAAGUCAAUCAUGACGGCACGGCGAAUGCCGGCCUUUUGGAUCAGAGAAUGGCGUUGAGGUGGGUUCGUGACAAUAUCCAUGUCUUUGGCGGCGAUCCCACCCGCAUCACCAUCUCGGGCAGCAGUGCGGGAGGGGGGUCUGUUGCAAUGCAGAUGGUAAUGUUCGGCGGAUCCGAAGAAGCCCCUUUUCAAGCGGCGAUUUUGGACUUCCCCUGGUGGUCUCCAAUGUACGACCGAGACUGGCAACAGAACCAAUACCGCAAUCUCUUAAGAGCAGCCAGGUGCUCUUCCCUAACCUGCCUCCGCAAAGCCUCCCUCACACGCAUCAUAUCCGCAACGGAAGAAGCCUCCCAAAGAGCCUACAACAAAAAGCAAUUCGCCCACGGCACGUUCUACUGGGGCCCGGUCGUGGACGGCCAUGUCAUCGUCCGCCACCCCAUCAGGGAGUUCCGCGACGGCCGCUUCACCAAGAUCCCCGUGCUGACGACGCGGAGCUACGACGAGGGUUUCGUCUUCACCAACGUCUCCGUGGAAUCGGAGGCGGACGCCAUGGCGGAUCUCUCCACGCUCUGGCGCGAGGACGACGGCUUCUUCGCCAAGACCCUGAUGAUGCUGUAUCCGUCGACGGUGUACAACAGGUCGCACCUGGAUACCUUCAAUCGUCGUGGUGGGGCCCAGUUUUUGAAACUCAUUGACCACCCCCUUUCCGACGCCUUUGUCAGGUUGUCUACGAUCUUUGGCGAUGCGUUCAUAAAUUGCCCCACGAGCCAUGCGGCCAGGCACGUGGUCAAGUACGGCCGGAAGGCGUGGAAGCUGGUCUUCAAAGCGGGAUAUGAAUGCCAUGGAAGUCCACUUUCCUUCCUUUACAGCGAGAAUGAGAACGCCGACGGUCAACAAGACGUUGGAGAUCUGACCUUCCCUGGGAAUCCCACGUUGGCGGACAGGCUCCGCAGCUAUUGGAUCUCGUUCGCCAUACACCACGACCCCAACAGAGGCCGAUACUCAAGGCUUCCCGCGCCUUCGUGGCCGGAGUAUGACCCGGAGGAUCCGCAUGUUCUGUGGGUUGAACAAACUAGUAUGCGAACUCGACCAGACCCGGACAAUUCGGCCAACUGUCAGUUCUUCCAUGAUUGCCGCGGCAACAAAUGUGGUCUUGUGGAGGAAUGGUGA
This is a messenger RNA of Colletotrichum karsti, 4068 nucleotides long. RefSeq lists its product as uncharacterized. The record is from RefSeq and is a predicted model, not a curated record. Gene Ontology annotation, molecular function: iron ion binding; monooxygenase activity; oxidoreductase activity, acting on paired donors, with incorporation or reduction of molecular oxygen. NCBI's taxonomy places the organism in Eukaryota, Fungi, Ascomycota, Sordariomycetes, Glomerellales, Glomerellaceae. The transcript is spliced from 11 exons. The coding region runs from base 1 to 4068 and encodes 1355 amino acids.